AGUUGCAACACCACACCAAGGCCAAUAAAGAUUUCUUCCCCAACUCCACUCCAUCCUCCUCUUGAGAAAAGAAGAAAGGCAGGGACAUAGAGGGAGAGAAAGCAAAGAAGGAUGGCCUUUCCAAGAAAUUCUAGAUGUCACUUCUUCUGUGCUUUUCAGAUCCUUUUGUUACUCCAAACCAAAGUCCUCUGCUAUGAAUACAAGGUUGGAGAUUUAGAUGCCUGGGGCAUCCCUACAUCAGCAAACCCCCAAGUCUACUCCAAGUGGUCCAAAUAUCACUCCUUCAGGCUAGGAGACUCCCUCUUAUUCUUGUACCCUCCAAGUCAGGAUUCAUUAAUCCUAGUCACAGAGCAAUCCUACAAUUCCUGCAACAUCAAAGAUCCAAUCUUGUACAUGAACAAUGGCAACUCUCUCUUCAACAUAACUGCUUGUGGGGAUUUCUAUUUCACCAGUGGGGAGCCUGGUCAUUGUGAGAAGACACAGAAGCUGCGCAUAUCUGCUUGCGGAAAUGGUUCUGCUGCAUAUGCUCCGUCCUAUGGCCCCAGUUCAUUGCCCGAUAGCGCUCCCUCUUACCCUACUGUUUUUGGCACAAUCCCAGCACCACCUUCCUCAUCUUCAACCUCACAGAAAUUCCCAAUCUUUACAGCUUUUCUUGUGGGGUCAGCAAUCUGGGCAACAAUGGGUGGCAUCAUGUGAAGGACUUUGGUUGCCUCAAGAUUUCAAAAUUCAUUCAAAAAUAAUUUUGGUAUUUAUUUAUUAAAUUAUUUAUUUUUGGUCAGAUCAUUGGCAUCAUGCCAUUAUGGCAUAUUGGUCCAUGUGAUCAAGAAUGAAUAAAGUUUGUUUUCUUUG
This is a messenger RNA of Rubroshorea leprosula, 849 nucleotides long. Lineage: Eukaryota; Viridiplantae; Streptophyta; Magnoliopsida; Malvales; Dipterocarpaceae. The record is from the annotation of a GenBank genome assembly.